This is a messenger RNA of Prorocentrum cordatum, 1746 nucleotides long. NCBI's taxonomy places the organism in Eukaryota, Dinophyceae, Prorocentrales, Prorocentraceae. The record is from the annotation of a GenBank genome assembly.
GCAGACAAGACGAGCAACCAUCCGCGGUUGUCCAAGCUCGUCUGGAAGAAAGGGACGGUCUUCACGUACGCGGCCUACUGCCAGGCGAUGGCCGAGGCGGACGCGAAGGAGACGAUGAAGAACGCCGAGGUCAUCCUCGCGCGCCCUGACCAGGUCAACGCGGUGCGGGACCUGGCGUCGGCGCAGCAGUGGAACGCUAACGUGGGCAUCUUGGUACAGGUCGGGGGCAAGCCGGGCGAGAAGCCGCAGGACUGCCCCACUGCCGUGAUGAAGUGGCUCCAGGGCCUGCCACUGAGCCUGGGCGGCGUGAAGAUGACCCGAGCACAGGGUGCAGUCGCCAAUAAGAACAACGCGACCGAAGAGCUCGUCACGCUCAGGGUGACGAUGGUCCAGCGGUUUGCGUCGGAGCCCGCAUGGAAGACCUCCAUGCUGUGUGCGUUCCACAGCUUAUGGAAUACAGCAGGGGUGACCCGGACGUACGGGUUCAGGAUUCUGGAGAGCGCGGAUGACAAGGCCCGCACGUGCUUCGCGACAGUCCAGAAAUCCAAAGCCGCAGCCAUCCUAGCACAGAGUGGCAAAGCCGGCACUUUCGCAGAACAGCUCGUGUGCCAGCACGGGCGUGCAGUCGUCGAGUGGCAGAUGCAGGAGGACGGGGAGGGGCCGGUCGCCUACCUGGAGCGGGCCACAAUGCUCCGCCCGCGGUGGGGCCGCCGGGGCUGGGUAUUCAAGAUGGUUCCCCCUGCGGGGGCCCACCUGCAGAACACUUGCGAGCUGCGCGACUCCACCGUGGUGAAGAUCUGCAGAGAAGUGCGCCGGCAGGCUGGGAUGGAGGCGCGCCCCAUAUCGGCGAAACCAGGAUUCGUGCGCUCAGACCUGGUGGAGGCCGGAAAGAAGCGUGAGGAGAAGGCGGCGAAGGCCGAACCCUGGAAGGCGCAGGAGCUGGCGGCAGGCACGCAGGAGACAACAGGAGGCGCAGCUCCUGGCGAAGGAAAGCGGCAGCAGCAGGCAGCAGCAGGGACUGAACCUGGCGCCAAGAAGGCCGAAGGAAUAGUGCCCGACAAGGUCCUCGGGUACAAGUCGUGGGACCUCGGCGGCUGCGGGGGCUGCUUCUACCGCGCGGUUGGGGCAGCCAAGGCGUUGCUCGAAGGCGAGACCCAGGAGGCGAUCGAGAAGAACGCCGAGGGCAUCGGGGCCAAGCUGCGCGCGGAAACCGCAGGGCUAAUCCGCGCGCACAAACUGUGGCAGGACUCGUGUUUCAAGGGCGACAAUGCCACGCCUCAGAAGGAAGGCGGCCCGGUCCCGGACACUUGGGACAGCUGGGUCACCGCGAAUGCGCGGAAGGGCGGGUGGGUGGACGAGCGCGCAGCGUCGGCGCUCUGCCUGAGACUCGAGAGGCGGGUGGUCGUAUUCCUGUGGCAGGCGGGGGAAUGGCAGAAGGCGUGGGUGUUCAAACCCCCCGUUUGCGCCGGCCUCGAAAGGAAGAGGGCCAAGGCCAUGAAGGCGGCGCCUCUCCCAGUGUGCCUGAAGGACGAACACUAUUUCGCCCUCGCGCCGGGCGUCGCGAAGGCAGAAUGGCCCAUUGAGCGGGGGGAAGAGCCUGAGGAAGAGGUCAGCAAGCAGCUGUGCCGAGGAGCAGGCGACGGCGCAGACGACGGCGACCAAGGGUCGAACCUGCACGGGUGGUUCCAGAGCGACCGCCAGUCGGUCACCAUCGCGGCCCGCGGCCGAGCAGUGCAGCAGCCGCAG